ACACUUUACUAUUACGGGUUAAAAUAGGGCACGUUGUUUAUUUACUUCCUAACGUAACAGUUUAAACAAAAAUUGCAAAUAUGUUGUUUUUGAGUGUUUGUUGGUUAAUUGCGAUGCUUGCAAUCAUUUUUGGGUACAUUUUGGUGUUGUCAAAAUCCAUCCUUAUUCCAACACUUUAUCUAUUCGGAAAAGGCCGUGGAUUAACAGGCUAUGGACUACACCAAGACGAACAUUCAUUUUAUCUCGUACCAAAAAGGUGGUUCAGUCAUUUUUAUUUUUGUGGAAUAAUAUGUAACAGUUUAGUGAUGUUGGCAACCAUACACACAUAUCUGUAUAGCGGAACCUGGCCAUCAGCUAUCAAAUAUAUCAUGGACAUGUUAGGACAUACUGAAUCAGGUCAGAUUUCUCCAUUAUCAGUGCUAUUAGCAGUUACCAUGAUAGAGAUACAAGUAGUCAGAAGAUUUAUAGAAUGUGUCUAUGUCAGCAGUUAUUCACGCAGUACGAUGAGCUUAGUCAUAUACAUUGUUGGUUUAAUGUUCUAUGCUUUUGUUGGCAUUUCUGUAUUGUGUCAGGCUCCAGAAACUAAGAUAAAGCUUGAUACUUUACCAAUACAGUGGUUUGACACUUUAGCUGUUGCCAUAUUUAUUUGGGCAAGCUAUAAACAGAAUAGAAUCAACAAGAUAUUUGCCAAAUUGAGACAGGACAAAAGUGGCCAUGUGGAAGACCGUGCCCAUCACAUACCUCAUGGAGAUUUAUUUAGACUGGUUUCAUGUCCACAUUACCUCUUAGAAAUCAUCAUCUACACCUCCCUGAACAUAUUGUUUCUUGGUCAACACGAGAUAUUACUAUACGCUUGGGCAUUUGUUGUAUGUAAUCAAGUCAUUUCUGCUAUCAUCACACAUUCAUGGUACAAGGAACACUUCCCAAGUUAUCCACCAGAAAGAAAAGCAUUAAUUCCGUACAUUUUUUAAUUUCUUUUUUUCUCACUUAAUGAAAUAUUUUGUGUUCUUUACAAUAUUAGUAUUAUCAAAUUGUGCCUGGAUAAAUAACUUUUCAUCAUAGUAUUACAUGCUCCGCAAUCAUGGUAUUUAUGAUGAGCGAAUGUACAUAUUUGUUAUCCUUUUUUCAAAUAGAUAUUUGAAGUUUGAUUAUAUAUGUUGUAUAAUAAUUACAUUUUGUUGUUUAAUGUGUUUUGUAGAAAACAUAAUUUAACUAUUAAAGUUUAUGUAUUUCUUA
Molecule: messenger RNA, 1236 nt
Organism: Mytilus trossulus (common blue mussel)
Lineage: Eukaryota; Metazoa; Mollusca; Bivalvia; Mytilida; Mytilidae
Product: polyprenol reductase-like
Exons: 5
Coding region: 81-971 (296 amino acids)
Biological process (GO): dolichol-linked oligosaccharide biosynthetic process; polyprenol catabolic process
Cellular component (GO): endoplasmic reticulum
Molecular function (GO): 3-oxo-5-alpha-steroid 4-dehydrogenase activity
Source: RefSeq, a predicted model, not a curated record